AUGGAUUUCAACCCUCGGGCCUGGUAUCGCGUAACUUCAGCAGCGGCCAUGGGGUCCCAGCUAUCUAUGGUUGGGACAUUCCCUUACCUUAAUGGCGAUGAGGGCUUUGUAACAUACGGAAGCUCUGAUAACAGUGUACCGGCACAACAAUGGCAGUUCUUCCCCAUUGGUAACUCGACGUAUAUGCUGAGAACGAAGUCUUCGGGGCCGAACGGUUACCUGGCGACUAAGAUCAUCGAUGAAACCCGCGGAGAGAUCAUUCCCCGAAUAUACAAUCAUCCUAAGACAGAUAGCAGGAUGGCUUGGAAGGUGCUUCCAUGGGGCGAUGGGACUUUCUACUUUAGCAAUAGCGCCAAUGGCGGGCCACGUCGGUUGGACUUCACAGCUUCCGGAAGCAUGGCGAUGAGCAGGAACAGCACACAACCUCAACCUGGUGAGGCCUUCUCAUUUGUCAGGUUGCAUGAGAUCAAUGAUCUUGCUUUCUCCGCUGUCGAU
Messenger RNA from Lindgomyces ingoldianus, 495 nucleotides. RefSeq lists its product as uncharacterized. Lineage: Eukaryota; Fungi; Ascomycota; Dothideomycetes; Pleosporales; Lindgomycetaceae. The record is from RefSeq and is a predicted model, not a curated record. The transcript has a single exon. The annotation marks the transcript as partial.